This is a messenger RNA of Momordica charantia (bitter melon), 1133 nucleotides long. It is a transcript of the gene LIGB, whose product is annotated as catalytic LigB subunit of aromatic ring-opening dioxygenase family. Lineage: Eukaryota; Viridiplantae; Streptophyta; Magnoliopsida; Cucurbitales; Cucurbitaceae. Gene Ontology annotation, molecular function: dioxygenase activity; zinc ion binding; ferrous iron binding. The record is from RefSeq and is a predicted model, not a curated record.
AUCACCUACCCUCCUGCCCUGCCCUCCAAUCCCACCUACCCCCAAAGGAACCGCAAGACGCGCAAUUCCCAAAUCCCAAAUCCCCAAGUAUAAAACAUUUUCAGUUGACUCUCAAUUCCCAAUUCCCAAUUCGUGAAUCUGAAACAAAUUUUGAAUUCCAUGGCUGUGAGCGACACCUUCUACAUAUCCCAUGGAUCUCCCACUCUCAGCAUCGACGACACCAUAGAAGCAAGGCAGUUCUUCCAAUCCUGGAAGCAGAAGGUGUUCCCCCAGAAGCCCAAAUCAAUUCUCUGCAUCUCCGCCCAUUACGACACGUCGUUUCCAACCCUCAAUGUCGUCUCCGGCCCCAACGACACCAUCUAUGACUUCUAUGGCUUCCCCUCCUCCAUGUACAAGCUAAAAUAUCCGGCACCGGGAGCUCCGGCGCUGGCGAAGAGGGUGAAGGAGGCUCUGGUGGGGGCCGGGUUCGAGCGGGUGGAGGAGGAGCGGGGGCGAGGGCUGGAUCACGGAGCCUGGGUUCCUCUGAUGUUCAUGUAUCCAGAGGCAGACAUCCCAGUUUGCCAACUCUCAGUUCAGUCCCGCAAGAACGGGACGUACCAUUACAACUUGGGGAGAGCACUGGCUCCUCUCAAGGACGAAGGGGUUCUCAUUGUUGCCUCCGGAAGCGCUACGCACAACCUCAGGACCCUCGACCGCGGCGCCAAAUCCAUCGCGCCAUGGGCUCUCGAGUUCGAUAAUUGGCUCAAGGAUGCUCUUCUUCAAGGAAGAUACGAAGACGUGAACGAGUACGAGAAGAAGGCUCCACAUGCAAAAAUGGCACAUCCGAGUCCAGAUCACCUUUACCCGCUCCACGUCGCGAUGGGGGCAGCGGGAGGCAAUGCGAAAGCAAAGCUGAUACACCAUAGCUGGGACCUCGGCACCAUGUCGUACGCGUCGUACCAGUUCACAGCCCCUUCCCCACCCCACCAAUCACAUUAACUCUUUGCUUUGGUGUAUUAACUCUACUUUAUGAACUCUUGUAAUAAUAAAAUGAGGACCACAUAUUGAUGUAAUUAUAAUUAUAUGUGUUGUUGGAUUAUUUAAUGACCUUGUUUAUGCGAGAAUAGUGUAUAUUUGCACUAAUUUUUUCUUAA